Dreissena polymorpha is the source of this 1134-nucleotide messenger RNA. Its product is annotated as piggyBac transposable element-derived protein 4-like. NCBI's taxonomy places the organism in Eukaryota, Metazoa, Mollusca, Bivalvia, Myida, Dreissenidae. The transcript has a single exon. The coding region runs from base 1 to 1134 and encodes 377 amino acids. The record is from RefSeq and is a predicted model, not a curated record.
AUGUUCUGGUCGUCUAAUCCCUUCAUCAACAAUGCUGAUAUCACCAACACCAUGAAAUGCAACAGGUUCCAGAAGCUGGUGCAGUACUUCCAUGUUGCGGACUGGUCGACUGAGCCAGGAAGAGGAGAGCCCGGAUACGACAAACUCUUCAAGGUGCGACCUGUAAUGGAGAGCGUCAGCCGGACAUUUCAGGACAUCAACAUGCUCAACAAGGAGGUCUCCAUUGACGAGGCCAUGAAUGCGUUUACCGGCCGCCUCAGCUUUAGACAGUAUAUGCCUGCCAAGCCAAAUAAGAGGGGAAUCAAGAUGUGGAUGCUCUGCGAUGCCAGGAGAGCCUUCCUUGCUCGUUUUGAGGUAAACCUGGGGAGACAAAAUAACCAGACGGAACACGGACUUGGCGACAACGUUGUGAUGAGGCUAGUGGACCACAUCUACCACUCCUUCCGCUGGUUGAUCUUCGACAACUUCUUCACAGUUAUACCUCUCAUGAAGGAACUCCUGGAGAAGGGCCUCUACGCCUGCGGGACUGUCAGGGUCAACAGGAAGGGAUUCCCCAGCCAGUUGAAGAAACCAGCAGAGGUACGACAGCGCAGAGACUUCAAGAUCAUGCAGAUGGAUGACACCAACCUGACUGCCACAGUAUGGAAAGACACGCGACUUGUUCACCACUUGGUCACGUUGAGCGACCCUACCAUCAUUUUACCUGUACAGCGACGAUGUGGAGUCAACGUCCUGCAGCUACAGUCGCCACACAGUGUGAACGUCUACAACAUGUAUAUGGGUGGUUUUGACCUGCAUGAUCAGUACCGCGCUAAGAAUGACGUUGGGAGCUGUUCCAAGAACUACUGGCGAUACCUGUUCUGGUUUCUUCUGAACUGUUGCAUAGUGAAUGCCUUCAUCAUGUACAAACUGACGUCCCGCAGGAGAAUCGGCUGGAAGCGGUUCACCCACCUUGAUUUCGGUCUGGAACUUGUCCGGGAACUGGCUGGGGUGUUCUGCAAAAGAAAAGGUGCAGCACCGGAAGGCAGAGGGAGAGAUGGCUUGGUGGAGCAGAUGAACAUGGGGGGGGGGGCCAUGUCAUGUUCCGACUCUCCGACAAGACAAAGGCCUGCAAGUACCACACCUGAUACCUGA